AAAUAUAGAAAUUUUAAUCUAAACAAAGAGCAAAAAAACCCAACUACAAAAUAAAAAAAAAUGACUCAUUACGAUAACUCGGGCAGCGAGGAUGGCCAACUUCGGAGCCCUGGCGAUACACAUUUUCUCAGGCCAGAAAGUGUGUACAUGUCCAAUGACCGAUGCGCGCGAUGGCCACACGAUCUCUCUAAAAUAAUAAAUAAUUUACAAAAAAAAAAAAACAUACAUCUUUCUUAAAAAAAAAAAAAAAAACAGCGAAACAGAUACUUUCUCGAGAGACGAGUAUUGUUUCGAAAAAAUAACAAAAAAAAAAAAAUUCAAAUUAUUGUGUACCUAAAAAUCGAUUUUAGAGUAAUGCAACGAAUUAAAGUCAUUCUACUUGGGUUAAACCCGUCCCCGUAGAGACGAGACGAAGCGAAACGCACACGAUGACGAGAAAUGGAUGGUUUUGGUUGAUGGUGGUGGCUGGCAAUGGAAAUGGUGCUGGUUAAAUGGUGAACACUUUCCAACUCCCUCAAAUGCCUCGCCGCUACUUUGUAUUAAUCGUCGAUAUAAUAUCAUAAAAACAAUCGUCGAAAUCGAAAGCGAAACUCGUCGUCACAAAAAAUGAGAAUGAGAAUACAUUCUGUUAUGGUGAUGAGAUUGUAGAGCGUGCUUUUGCAAAUAAUAAUAAAUAAAACAACAGCUGGUGUCAACUGGAUAUUUACUUCAAAAAAGAGUCCUCCUCCUCUUUUACUACUACUUCUACUACAUCUCCAUAUGGAUCUUCUUGGUGGGGGCCAGAAGCAUUCUUCCAAAGCUGGAAAUGAUUUACUUGAAGAUGACACAGAUUCCUUAGAUAUUAAACCACCGCAAGCAACAAUACACCGUGACUUAUCCGGCAAACGGCGAUCUGGCAAAGAGAAAAAACAUUCCAAAGAACGCAAGCACAAAAGCGACCACAGAGAAAGAGACGAGCGCCGAGAAAGAGGAGAGAAAAGUGACGGCUCGGUCAGUAUGUCAGGUAGCAUGGGCAAGUACAGAGGAAAUGAGCGUGAUAUGAUGGUCGACGAUCGCCGUUACAUGAAAUAUUAUGAACGUGGCAGACCAAUGUCCCAUGGUCAACAACGUCGAGACCAUCACUACGACAGAGGAACACUUGGCGAUGAGUAUGAGUACCAAAAUCGUCACAAACAUCGUGAAAUGUAUCAUCAGCACCAUCAACAACAAUACCAACAACCACCUCAUCAGCGUUACGAUUAUCACUCACAACAGAGGAACUACAUGGAACCGCCCCCGUACGAUACCCGCCCAGACGCAGAAUUGCUAGAACAAGACUUGCGAACAAGGCUGCUGACCAAACGACAUAAAUAUGUUAAAGAGUCUUCAGGGCCGCACAAUCACCACGAAAAGAGAAGUAGUCAUGAGUAUCAUCGCGAGCGCGGUGAUGGCCCCACCGAAAAGAAGAAGGAAACUGUGAUCGAGGUAAUGGAUAGCCCCGAACAACAGCAGGUCUUAAAGAAAAAACACAAAAAGAAGGACAAACCACGUCCAGUGGAAGAUCCAGAGCUGAUAGCAAGAAAAGCCAAACUCUUGGAAGCCGAACGUGAGAUGGCAAAAAGGAAAGAAGUAGCCAGAGAAGAACUAGAAGCCAGGCGUGAACUGCGCCGAGAACGAGGAGAAGAACCAGGUGCAGAAACAGCACACAAAAGUGGUCACAAACGAUACCUUACCGCAGAGGAAAGGAUAUUGAAGAGAAAAAAGCGAAAAACUGACAACGACAAGGUUAUGACUGAUGGCCUUUCGGAUAAUUCUGAAGGUCACAGUCACAAUGGAGAUGAUGAUGACCAUGAGGGAGGUGAUGGAGAUGAUAGCGAUGCUUCAUCAACCAAAUCGGAAAAGAAGAGAAAAAGGCAUAGGCGGACCAAAGACAAUGCCGAAAACUUUGAUGUUUAUAGCCACCAUGAAAACGAUGAUGAUGAGGAUGACGAUGAUGAUGAUGAUGACGACGACGAUGAUAGCGAUUCAGAUUCCUCUGGCGAUUCCGAUGAUCGGAGUCACAAAAGCUACAAUGGUGCUGCCGAAAAAUCAAAAAACAAGAAGAAGAAACGUCAUAGUUCAGAAGAAGAGGAAGACGGUGCUCUUCCAGAUGAAAGUCCCUUAUCAAUCGGAGACCUAUCAAAAUCACCGCACAAACAUAAAGCCAAUAAUUCCAGAUCACGGUCGCGUUCCGAUGCAUCAAGUCGUUCGAAGAGUGACAGUGAUUUGGACGGAGAUGAACGACGUACCAGAUCACGAUCACGCACACGAUCAAGAUCACCACGAUCACAUUCACGUUCUAGAUCACGUUCGAUAUCAGGAAGUUCCAGAUCGAGAUCUCGUUCACGCUCGAAUUCAAUAUCGAAAUCAUUAUCGAGAUCAAGGUCGAGAUCGCGCUCAGAGGAGAGAAACAUGAAGACAAGUGCUGAGGAAGAAGCCCGGAAGGGUGAUCCUGAGGUGGUUCUCGAUGAAAAAGAUGUCCCGCGCAACGAAAAAGGCGAGAAACUGCCAAAUUAUUUCCCCGGCAUACAGGGUUGUCGUUCUGUGGAAGAAUUCCAAUGCUUGAAUCGUAUCGAAGAGGGUACCUAUGGCGUUGUUUAUCGAGCCAAGGAUAAACGAACCAGUGAAAUUGUAGCCCUAAAACGGUUAAAAAUGGAAAAAGAAAAAGAAGGUUUCCCCAUUACUUCCCUGCGAGAGAUCAAUACCCUUCUGAAAGGUCAACAUCCUAAUAUUGUCACAGUGAGAGAAAUUGUUGUUGGCAGCAAUAUGGACAGAAUUUUCAUUGUCAUGGACUAUGUAGAACAUGACCUCAAGUCUCUCAUGGAGACGAUGAAGCACAAAGAACAGUCAUUCUUUCCCGGCGAAAUCAAGUGCCUGAUCCAGCAGCUUCUCUGUGCCGUUGGGCAUUUGCACGACAAUUGGAUUCUGCACCGGGAUUUGAAAACAUCGAAUCUAUUGCUCUCACACAAAGGUAUUUUGAAAGUGGGUGAUUUUGGUUUGGCUCGAGAAUACGGAAGCCCGCUUAAGAAGUAUACUUCUCUUGUGGUAACUUUGUGGUACAGAGCACCAGAAUUGCUUUUAUGUUCGCCUGAGUACUCAACGCCGAUUGAUAUUUGGUCGGUGGGAUGUAUUUUUGGAGAAUUCCUACAAAUGCAACCAUUGUUUCCAGGCAAAUCGGAAAUUGAUCAGCUCAAUAGGAUAUUCAAGGAACUUGGAACACCGAAUGAGAAAAUCUGGCCUGGAUAUAAAGACCUUCCCGCCGUCAAGAACCUGCUUAGCCAAAACUCACAAUUCACAGAAUACCCAGUGUCAAAUCUACGCAAAAGAUUUAUGAAGAGAACGACAGACACUGGAAUAUCCCUGUUGCAGGGCUUGCUCACCUACGAUCCCAAGCAAAGACUGAAUGCCGAGCAAGCUCUCAAUCACCCCUACUUCAAGGAGCUACCACUGCCCAUUGACCCGUCAAUGUUUCCCACAUGGCCAGCAAAGAGUGAGCUAGGAGCUCGCAAAGCUUUAGCCUCCUCACCCAAACCACCUUCCGGUGGUUCACAAUUCAAACAGUUGGGUCAUGAUGAUAUUAUCACGACUAAAUCAUCGGGUGUAGCGUCGGGGAUAAUUUCGGGCAGUAAAAAAGCAACCGCAAGCAAUACGGGAUUUGUUUUAAAUGCUGGCAUUGAUCAGCGUCAAUUGGCAAUGGGGCCAGGGUUUAGUUUGAAAUUUUAAGAAACAAUGUGUGGUUUUGUAAAAUCGAAUUUUUUGGCAAUAUUAUUUGAUUUUUUUUUAAAUUGUUUUCAAAUGUGUUUGAAAUCUAACAAAAAAAUUAUUAGAGUCGAAAUGGAAAUGUUUUUUAUUUUCUUUUAUCCCAUUUUCUGCCCGCCAUUAGAAUGUAAAUUUUUAAGUGUACAAGAAUUAAAAAAAAAUCAUAAAACUCAAUUCACAAAUAAGACAAACAUUAUAAAAUUAAAAAAUAUAUACUAGAUGUCAUCAAAACAGUCAGGUCUACAUGUGUGUCUGCAAGUAAGAGACAAGAAGAAAUAUAUGAAAUAAAACAAAGCAAAAAAUUAAUUUUUGAAAAA
Episyrphus balteatus (marmalade hoverfly) is the source of this 4094-nucleotide messenger RNA. It is a transcript of the gene Pitslre, whose product is annotated as serine/threonine-protein kinase PITSLRE. Gene Ontology annotation, molecular function: ATP binding; cyclin-dependent protein serine/threonine kinase activity. Gene Ontology annotation, cellular component: nucleus. NCBI's taxonomy places the organism in Eukaryota, Metazoa, Arthropoda, Insecta, Diptera, Syrphidae. Bases 760 to 3741 code for a protein of 993 amino acids. Gene Ontology annotation, biological process: regulation of mitotic cell cycle; protein phosphorylation. The transcript is spliced from 5 exons. The record is from RefSeq and is a predicted model, not a curated record.